UGAAGACAAUUGGUUCCCUUAAAUCACUCCAUCUCUGUCGGUAACCAAAACAUUGUCACAGUCACUCUAACUCCCAUGGCUUCGUUUCUCUCUGGUUCUGUUCCUCUACGGUACCUCGUCCUCCUUGUUUUUUCCGCUUCCAUCUUGCAAACUCAAGCCCUCUCUACCGAUCAAACCGUCAAAACCUUCAUCUUCCGUAUCGAUUCUCAAUCCAAACCUUCCAUCUUCCCCACUCACUACCACUGGUAUAGUUCCGAGUUCGCUACUCCGCUCCAAAUACUCCACACAUACGAAAUCGUUUUCCAUGGCUUCUCCGCCACUCUUUCUCAGCAACAAGCCGCCUCUCUCAGUGACCAUCCCGCUGUCCUCGCUGUCUUUGAAGACAAGCGACGCCAACUCCACACUACCCGCUCGCCUCAGUUCCUCGGACUCCGUAACCAACGCGGACUCUGGUCUGACUCCAACUACGGAUCAGACGUCAUCAUUGGCGUGUUCGAUACUGGUAUCUGGCCAGAACGACGUAGUUUUUCGGAUUUGAACAUUGGGCCUAUUCCUUCGAAAUGGAAAGGAGUUUGCCAAACUGGAGUCAAAUUUAGUCAACAUAACUGUAAUAAGAAAAUAAUCGGCGCCAGAUUUUUCUCUAAAGGUCACGAAGCGGCUGCGAGAUUCCCUGGUCCGAUAAGCGGAUCAUUUAAUAACACGGUUGAGUUCAUGUCUCCGCGUGACGCGGAUGGCCACGGCACCCACACCGCUUCAACUGCUGCCGGCCGUUACUCUUUCCGUGCUAGCAUGGCAGGCUAUGCUUCCGGAAUCGCUAAAGGCGUAGCGCCGAAAUCCAGACUGGCGGUUUACAAGGUUUGCUGGAAGAAUUCCGGAUGUUUCGAUUCCGAUAUCCUCGCCGCCUUUGACGCUGCUGUCAACGAUGGAGUUGACGUUAUAUCAAUAUCAAUAGGAGGCGGUGACGGAAUUUUAUCGCCUUAUUAUCUCGAUCCGAUUGCUAUCGGUUCGUACGGUGCCGUUUCGAGAGGUGUGUUCGUUUCGUCAUCGGCCGGCAACGAUGGUCCUAAUGAAAUGUCAGUGACUAAUCUUGCUCCAUGGAUCGCCACCGUCGGAGCCGGCACAAUUGAUCGUAACUUCCCGGCAGAAGUGACUCUCGGUGACGGUCGAAGACUCUCUGGAGUUUCACUGUACGCCGGUGCGCCAUUAAGAGGUAAAAUGUUUCCGUUGGUUUAUCCUGGUAAAUCAGGGGUUUUAUCUCUGUGCAUGGAAAAUUCGUUGGAUCCUAGUUUGGUGAAGGGUAAAAUCGUAAUAUGUGACAGAGGAAGCAGUCCAAGAGUGGCUAAAGGUUUAGUCGUGAAGAAAGCAGGAGGUGUGGGCAUGAUUUUGGUGAAUGGAAUUUCCAACGGUGAAGGUUUAGUCGGUGAUGCUCAUCUAUUGCCAGCUUGUGCUCUUGGUUCUGAUGAAGGAGACGUUGUCAAAGCCUAUGUUUCAUCCGGUGCUAAUCCAACGGCCACCCUUGAUUUCAAAGGUACUAUCCUUGGAAUCAAACCGGCUCCGGUGGUGGCUUCCUUUUCGGGCAGGGGACCCAAUGGGUUAAACCCUGCGAUUCUUAAGCCGGAUUUUAUUGCUCCUGGGGUAAACAUUCUUGCUGCGUGGACUGACGCUGUUGGUCCAACUGGAUUGAACUCUGAUACGAGGAAAACAGAAUUCAAUAUUUUGUCUGGAACUUCAAUGGCAUGUCCACAUGUAAGUGGCGCUGCGGCCUUGCUUAAAUCUGCUCACCCGGAUUGGAGUCCAGCAAUGAUAAGGUCCGCAAUGAUGACUACUGCAAGUAUAAUUGAUAAUAGGAAUCAAACCAUGACUGAUGAGUCCAGCGGAAAAGCUUCAACACCCUAUGAUUUUGGUGCCGGUCAUGUUCAUCUUGAUCGAGCAAUGGACCCGGGAUUGGUUUAUGAUAUAACUAAUGAUGAUUAUGUCAACUUCUUGUGUGGGAUGGGUUACAAUCCAAAGAUAAUUCAGGUGAUCACAAGAUCAUCAGUUAAGUGUCCAGUGAGAAAGCCAUUGCCUGAAAAUCUUAACUACCCUUCAAUUGUGGCAUUAUUCUCAACAGCUUCCAAAGGGGUUUCCAGGAAGACGUUUAUCAGGACUCUGACCAAUGUGGGUCAAACGGAUGCUGUUUACAGAGUGAAUAUUGAGAAUCCAGGGAAGGGGGUUGAAGUGAGCGUGAAACCAGCUUCAUUGGCAUUCAGAGCUGCUGUCAAGAAGAGAAGCUUCUUGGUGACAGUAACGGUGGAUAGCAAUAACUUGGUGGUGGGUGAUUCCGGUGCUCUGUUUGGGUCAAUUUCUUGGUUAGAUGGGAAACAUAGUGUGAGGAGUCCCCUUGUGGUCACUCAAUUGGAACCAUUGUAAACUUGAUACCGGAGUUUUAACAUCUGCUCUUGAUCGAUGAUUCAGGUGAAAAGAUAACAGAUAUUUAGUGGUAGCAUUCGGUAAGCAUACGAGGUAAUCUAUUAUGUGUUAUGUAUUUUCAUCUACUGCAGGAUCAUAGGAUUAGGGAGGGGCAUAAACUGGUUUUUGAGAGUGAAGUUUUAGUGUGUAAUUUGCCCUUUUUUUUCUUAUGUAAAAUCCCUUUUAAGUUAUGUUGUAUUGUAUGUAUAAACUGAACAAGUUUAUAUGGUCCAAAAUUAAAAAAAAAAAUUAUUUAUGCUA
Messenger RNA from Mangifera indica (mango), 2709 nucleotides. Its product is annotated as subtilisin-like protease SBT1.6. The record is from RefSeq and is a predicted model, not a curated record. Gene Ontology annotation, biological process: proteolysis. Lineage: Eukaryota; Viridiplantae; Streptophyta; Magnoliopsida; Sapindales; Anacardiaceae. The transcript has a single exon. Gene Ontology annotation, molecular function: serine-type endopeptidase activity. The coding region runs from base 76 to 2409 and encodes 777 amino acids.